Messenger RNA from Podospora anserina S mat+, 492 nucleotides. RefSeq lists its product as uncharacterized. The record is from RefSeq and is a predicted model, not a curated record. Bases 1 to 492 code for a protein of 163 amino acids. The transcript is spliced from 3 exons. Lineage: Eukaryota; Fungi; Ascomycota; Sordariomycetes; Sordariales; Podosporaceae.
AUGGUCUUUCAAGUGUGGAACGACCAAACCAAGGUUUCUUCUCUUUUUCCAGCAAAGAACUCCUGGAAUCGGGAAGACAGGCCCUUAUCAUCUAUUCAUUCCCUCUUUUCCGACAUCUCAAAACUAUCGAUUUAUGGCAACCUGGAUGUGAAGUGGACAUGGCAUGGGCCAGGGGAGACACCCGAACAUAUGGUGUGGGAGGAACCUGAAGAGGGCCAAGUCCAACAUAUCGAGCAAAGAGCAUGCACAGUCCAGGACUUCAUUCCGGUGCUCAAGGAAUUCAAGAACCUCAAGCAGCUGGUCAUCACCGACGAGCAGAUGGCAAGAUCUGAAGUGAUGGACCUGCCUAAUGUUGAGAAAAGAGCGGCUAAUGCUCAUGAGGAAGUGACCCGGUUCUCCAAACUGGUGUUGAAUAUGCCAGAGGUGACGAUCCGGGAGGCCAACAACCAAAGCUGGUGCGGAGCUUCCAUAACAAGUGGUUUGACACAUUGA